Tigriopus californicus is the source of this 3014-nucleotide messenger RNA. RefSeq names its product probable E3 ubiquitin-protein ligase HECTD2. Gene Ontology annotation, biological process: protein polyubiquitination. The transcript is spliced from 2 exons. The coding region runs from base 210 to 2633 and encodes 807 amino acids. Lineage: Eukaryota; Metazoa; Arthropoda; Copepoda; Harpacticoida; Harpacticidae. The record is from RefSeq and is a predicted model, not a curated record. Gene Ontology annotation, molecular function: ubiquitin protein ligase activity.
AAAGGUGAAUGUUCCUUGUCAUUGAUUUCUCCCAACGAUCCAAGAGGAGGUAAUGUCUCCUGGUACAGUGGUGUGUGGAAUAAAGGGGAGAGGGGAAAGCCAUAUGGCUUAAACAAGGGUUGUGUACCUGUAUGUGAGAAGAGCAAUUUUUUGUGUUUGUGACGUCUCCAAGCUCGGGUUAAUCAAUACUUGGAGGUCUGGGGACGAAAAUGGCCGAAGUGGUGACAGUUCAUGCUCUGAAUGGCCAUAUCCCAGCCUCGAACUCGAGACCUCGGCACCAGUCCACCCGGACCGAGUUUGCUUGCCCGAACUGCAAAGUGAUUGUGGAGAGGGCGGUCCAUGGAGACUCUUGGGGCACUUGUCCGUACUGUGGAACAGGGUACAGCCCCCAGAACCGAUUGAAAGAGGCCAAACGAAGGACAGCCCGAAGUGCCUCUCCGCGACUUCCCAAGGUGGCACCCAUUGAUGAAGCCACAGAAGCAAGUGCUGUGGGGAACUUACUCAAGAGCAGUCUAACAAGCUUGACCCUGGGGUCCCUUGGGCUGAAGUCCCAAUCUAAAGAGUCGGAUAAGUUGCCAAGGUUGACUGAUGAUUCGCGGCACAAGUUGGCGCUCCGCAGCACUCCUAGUUUCCAGAUGCGUGGUGGGAUAAAAGCCAACCCAAAAAUAACUUAUGAUGUCGUGGAUAUGGACAAGAACCAGUUUUUGGAGCUAGUACUAAAUGCCAAGAAGACCAAAGACCAUGCUGACGUGCAGCAGUUCUUUGAGACGACAUUCAAGAACCCUGCAAGGCUGUGUGCCACCUUCAAGAAGAACUCCAAUCAAGACGGAGCCCGACUAGAUGACCCCGAACUUGAUCAAGACCUUUUGUUUUCCGUGUUUGACUCGGUGAAGAGCUUGAAUGUGUCGGUACAAAAGACCUUGAUCAGGUCCACGGUCAGCUGCUUGCUAGAUGAUACCACUCAAUUGUUUGCCAAAGACCAGCCCCGGACCCUUUUUAUUCUUCUGCUCAACCCACUCUUUGUGUCCCAGUCCACUUACACCAUUCUAGCUCAUCUUCUGCAACAAGUGACUCGGCUUCCCAAUAGUGACCAUCAACUGUUGGUCCACUGGUUUCGGACCUUACCCUUCCCUCGGUUCAAGGCCGUCAUUCAAGAGCUUCUUCAGUUUGUGACCAUUCGCCAAUUUCCUCCUGCCGACAAGUCCUUGCCUCCUUUAAGCAAAUCUCGAUGGUGGAUUCCCACGGCCACCAAAGUCCUGGCCUUGAUCAAUGCCUCCAACAAUCUGAAGGUUCCCGCUAAAGUGGACUACGCGGAGUUUUACAACAUGUCCCUAGACCACAUGGACCUGAUGCAAGAGUACUACACGUGGCAAAACCCAGAGCGGGCCAACCAGUUCUCCUAUUGUCAAUACCCCUUUAUCUUGAGUAUCGUGGCCAAACAGCACAUCUUGACCAAGGACAGUGAGCAGCAAAUGAUCUUGACAGCUCGGAGAUCCUUGGUCCAAAAGAUGACGCGUCACCAGCAGCCUCACAUUGAGAUCUUCUUCUUGAACAUCUCUGUUCGGCGAGAUCAUUUGGUGGAAGACUCCCUUAAGGAGAUCUCAGAGAAGCAAAAAGACCUGAAAAAGAAGCUCAAGAUCUCGUUCGCCGGGGAGCCCGGCCUUGACAUGGGUGGCCUAACCAAAGAAUGGUUCCAACUUUUGAUCAAAAACAUCUUUGAACCAGAGUAUGGCAUGUUUGUGUACUACCCGCACUCCAGAUGCUAUUGGUUCUCCCUCUCCAAGGAGGGAAACCUCCGCGAGUACAACCUCAUUGGAGUCCUCAUGGGAUUGGCUGUCUACAACAGCAUCAUCUUGGACCUUCAUUUCCCGCCCAUGUGCUACCGGAAACUUCUGACCCCUCCGGUUGUCCCUGCCGACGACACCGUCCCUGUGGGGAUUGUUCCUAAUCUGAACGUGUCUGACUUGGUGGAUAUCAUGCCGGACGUGGCCCAAAGCCUCUCCAAUGUGUUAGAGUACGAGGGCGACAUCGAGGAAGACCUCAUGCUCACCUUCUCAGUGAGUGUCGAGGAGUACGGCAAGGUGUUCACCAAAGACCUGAUCCCUGGGGGUCAAGACGAAACCGUCACCAAUGACAAUCGCAAGGAGUUCGUUCAACUCUACCUUGAAUGGCUGCUCAACUCGACCAUUUGCGAGCGAUUCCGGGCUUUCUACUUGGGGUUUCACUCAGUGUGCGCCUCCAAUGCCCUCAUUAUGCUACGACCAGAGGAAGUGGAACAACUGGUUUGUGGAUCCCAAACUUUUGACAUGGCGGAACUCAAGAAGGUCACGUUUUACGAUGGGUAUAAGGUUGACGACCCUACCAUCAUCUACUUCUGGGAGGUCCUUGAGGAUUACAGUGACGACCUUCAGAAGAAGUUUCUGCGCUUCACCACGGGCAGUGAUCGGGUCCCUGUGGGCGGCACGGGCGAUAUGACAAUCAAGAUCACCAAACUCAAGGACAAGAAUCAUCAUCUCCCCAUUGCCCAUACUUGUUUUAAUCAGAUUGGAUUACCAGACUACAAGGACAGAGACCGCUUGAAACGGAAACUCACAAUAGCCAUUUCCAAUGCUGAGGGUUUUGGAUUGGAGUGAAUGGCAAUUUUCAUUGCGACUACAAGGGGAACACCAAUAUUUAAUAAGCUCAUAGGAGUCCGCAAAAAAUCGACCACAACCAUUUUUGCAACUCGACAAUCUGUGCAACAAAAUAAGCCCUGACGAACAUCAAUUACCUAAGUAUUUGAUAAGAGUCGAGCUUUGAAUUUCAGGCUCAAAACAUGUUUCAUAACCCUCUAUUGAGACACUUUGAAAGAGCUCCUUCAAAAACAACAACAAUUACUAAAGUCGCACAUGAAUAAGUAUAAUCAUUUUCUAAUACCAUGCUUAUUCUAUUUUUGUAGAAUUCUGACCUAGCCUUUAUGCCUCACUCACGCCCAUUGUUACACUCCAAGAUUGUGAUAAUAAAAAAGUCCUAAC